AUGAAAGCCAACUUCCUGGCACUCGGUCUCUUUGGCCUGGCUGGCGCCUCGGCCGUACUUCCCCGUGACUACCCUACAAAGCCUGACAACGGCUACCCUUCCAAGCCCACCAAGCCCGUCUACCACGACUCUUACCCAACUAAGGUCCCCGCGAAGAGGCCUACGAAGCCUGCGUACCCUACAGACGAGCAGGAUUUCGAGGACGGUUACUCCUACAAGAAUUCGAAGGGCUCCACCAGCUCCUGGAAGCCUAAGUCUAAGAGUCCCGAGUUCUUCAACAUUCGCGUCGAUGAGAAGUGCGACGUGGUCGACGGUGUUGCUGAAGCUCCUGCCGACUGCCCCUUCAAUGGCUACGCUAUCAGGUUGGAGGGCGGCAUCUUCAUUGCUACUCCCUACAACAACUACUUCGACCCCAAGCUGCCCACCUUCUUUGUCGAUGAUGACACACAGCUGUACACUGUCAGCAAGGAUCCUCUCCAGGUCUACAUUGACGGCAUCACCGGUGCCCUGAAGUACACUAAGAUUGGUUGGCUCCCACCCAACGCCAUUGCCAUCAGCUUCUACCACACCGGUAACAAUCCUCUUGGCCUUGUCGACCCCAGCCCGUCCUACCUCAGCUGGCCCAGCACUCAGGGCUCCAGCUUCUUCGGCAGCCCAUGGGUUCUCUGCCCUCUCGGAAGCACCCAGCAGUACCAGGUAUUCAUCAACAGCGAGAACUUCGGCAUUGGUGGUCCCGCAGGUGUUGCCAAGGACCCCGGCUCUUGCGUAUCCCGCAACCUCGCCGCUGUCAAUGCCAACCCUUGGAAGCAGACGAGCCCUGCUCCCUACUACCCCCCUGCGCCUGCUGGCUACGCCGGAGACUACUAG
Ascochyta rabiei is the source of this 867-nucleotide messenger RNA. RefSeq lists its product as uncharacterized. Lineage: Eukaryota; Fungi; Ascomycota; Dothideomycetes; Pleosporales; Didymellaceae. Bases 1 to 867 code for a protein of 288 amino acids. The record is from RefSeq and is a predicted model, not a curated record. The transcript has 3 exons.